CUUUUGGUUCGGUCGGCGGCAGCACAUAACGGUUAAGGUGUUGGAAAAACAAACAAAAACAGUGAUCGCGAGUGCAAUAAUCAAAAAUUUCAAAGAAAAUCUAUCACAAAAUCCAUAUAAAAAGUUUACAUAAACAAACCCCUGCCGCAAGAUCGGUGGAUAUACGGUUAAACAAAAUAAUAAUAUAAAAAAAAUCUAUCAAAAAACCACAAAAAUCGCUUAAAAAUACAUCAAUCUGUGCGUGAGUGUGUUUCGCGUUUGUUUUUCUGUGUGCGUGGGUCGCACUCCUCUGAUCCAUUCGAUUUGCUCUGUCAACCAACGUUCCUUCUUAUAAGCUGAACCUAAAUCCGAGGCUCUCGGCUCUCUCUGUGUGUGUGUGUUUCCUUUCGUGCGCUUUGUUUCAGGCACGUAAAUCUGUCUCCCUCUCUGUCUCUAACCACGGUUUCGCGUUUACGGGCCCUAAUCAACCUGCUGAUCCCCUCCAGAGGGUUAAGCACACACACCGACACAUACAGCCAUAACGAAAGACGGAGAGAGAGAGAUAGCUAUCCUGCUUCGAUCAAGAUUAUGCGCCUAAUUUGAAGCUGUAAUUAAUUUGAAGAUACCCUAAUAAAAAGAGUGAACACCACGGAGAAGCGGAUAACCAGAGGCAGAGAAUAGAGCCGAAGCACACGAAAAUUCUACCUUCUACCACAUUUUUGAGGGGCGUUUGUCUAUACCCGGCGCUAUUUUAUUAACCCCCCCACCGCCGAUGCCUUCACAAUAUGGAAUUGGCGAUAUGUAAAACAGAUCUAUCUGCCACAAAGUUUAUGCUGCCACCACCAGCGUUGCCCCCCGCAUCCAACACCAUUGCCACAGGAGGAGGAGCCGCCGCAGGUGGAACACACGCUUCGUCGUCCGUUGCACAGUUUUCCUUUCCCCACAACCUCAACGAACUGUUCAACGGCUUCAACGCUGGUCAUCUGUUCAAAUCGCAGCCAAAUAGCAGCAGCCACAACACUUUGUGCCACAAUUCCACCACAGUCAGCAUUCAUCCAUCGGUGGUGCCAUCGAUUUUGAAUAGCAAUAACUCCAACAGCAACAUGAGGCUCAAGAAGAACCGAAAGGUUACAUUUAUAACGAGUUUAGUGGCGUCGAAAAACAUAUUCAUCAAAGAGGAGCCCAUCAACGGGUGCAAGGAUCUGCCGCGUACAAUCUGCAGUUUAUCGGAUAUUUCAGAUCAUGAAGCCUCCUUGGAUGUGCCCACUGCCUUGCCACCCCUUACGCCGGGCACCAAUCGCAAGGUCAACGAGGUGCUCAAGGCCAGCUUUGCAUCCUGGGAGAAGGAGGUGCAAAAGUACAACAUAACCAAAGAUCCCCGUGAGUGGACGGAGGAGCAUGUCAUCUAUUGGCUGAAUUGGGCCAAGAACGAGUUCUCGCUGGUCUCCAUGAACCUCGAUCCCUUCUAUAAGAUGACGGGUCGUGCCAUGGUCGAGUUGGGAAAGGAGAAAUUCCUGGCCAUUACGCCGCCCUUCACCGGCGACAUACUGUGGGAGCAUUUGGAUAUCCUACAGAAAGAUUGCGAGAAGCCAAAUGAGGAUAUUGUGCACGGCAACUCCUUUGAGUCGUCGGCCACCACUGCCUCGGUCUGUGGAUCGGACCAUCAGGUAGCCCCCAAUUACCCCACGUCGAACACGGGUGGCACCGAGGGUACACCCAACUCCUCGCAAACGGCGGGGCUCUCCAGUAAUAAUACCAGCAAUAAUACCAAUAACAACAACAACAAUAGCCGCCUGUCCUCAAUGGAUUAUGUGACGGGAGCGGGCAACAGUGAUAAAAGCAGCUUCCAUCCAGCAUCCUCCCAGCACAAUGGCUACAGCAGCAACGCACAUGAACGCCCCAACAACAGCCCGCCCCCGCAACAACAACAACAGCAGCAGCAGCAGCAGAAUGGCAACACGAACAACAGCAGUGGCAACAGCAGCAACAAUUCGAUGCUGCCACCGGCUGUGCAGCAACAAAGCUCCAGCGACAGCAACAAUACCAGCAACAACAACAAUAACAAUAACAACAACAACAAUACGAAUCCAAACAACAAUAAUAAUAACAAUAACAACAAUAACAUUAAUUACCAAUUGGCCGCCAUGGCCGCCAUCUACCAGCAUCAGCAUCAUAUGAAAGAGGAACCGGGAACGCAAAACGGAAGCGGCGGCAGCGGUGGAUCCUAUGCGGCAGGAGGGCCCAAUGGCAGCCAGAACGAUCCCACCGAUCUCAGUAGCUAUGGCCUGCCACCGCAUCUGGCCGCCGCCUAUAGCGCAGGUGGCAGUGGCAGCAGCAGCGGGGGAGGAGGAGGCACCGCCUCCACUGGGGCGGCUGGGGAUGACAGCGAUUACCAUAGCACCAUCUCGGCGCAGGAGCACCAGAGCCAGGCCUCGAGCGGAGGCAACGGCAGUGGCAACAACAGCACCGGCAACAGCAAUGGCUACGGCAUGGAUGGCAGUCCGGAUUUUUACAACUCGUACGGACGGGGACGAUUCCACGACUAUCCGCCAGAGUUUACGCCAUACGAUGCCCAGCCCUUCCAGUCGAUGGGCGCGCAACAGACGGCCAUGGAUCAGUGGGGGGCACACACGCAUCCCCAUCCGGCGGCGUACAUGAGCACCCUGGGGCUGGACAAGUCACUGCUCGGUGGCUACACGACGCAGGGCGGAGUGCCGUGCUUCACGGGCUCGGGGCCCAUCCAGCUGUGGCAGUUUCUGCUCGAGCUGCUGCUGGACAAGACGUGCCAGAGCUUCAUCUCGUGGACAGGCGAUGGCUGGGAGUUUAAGCUAACAGAUCCAGAUGAGGUGGCACGUCGCUGGGGCAUACGCAAGAACAAGCCCAAGAUGAACUACGAGAAGCUGAGUCGCGGCCUGAGGUACUACUACGAUAAGAACAUCAUCCACAAGACGGCGGGCAAGCGCUAUGUCUACCGCUUUGUCUGUGAUCUCCAGAAUCUAGUUGGCCACACCCCUGAGGAGCUGGUGGCCAAGUACGAUCUGAAGAUUGAGAAGAAGGAUGUGGACUAGCAGGAGAGCAGCACGGAAGCUGCCUAAAAAGAAGAAUUGCAGGCAGCAGCAGCAGCAGCGCAGCAGCAGUUGGAGCAGCCGUCGAAGAGAAUUGAGAGUCAGAGGCUGCUCCCCACAACAGCAGCAGCAGCAGCAGCCACGGAUUGUACUCAACAAAAAACAGAGAAAUAUAUUGUUUUAAUCAGCGUGAUGUUAGCUUUUAAGCAGCAGUACCACCCACACAAAGCCACCCACCAGCCCCCCUGCCCCCAAGAACUGCGAUCUUGCAACGAGAUUAAAGUGUCCCUGCCCCCUGCCCACGAAAACAGAACCCAAUCAAUCCAUCAAUAUGUUAAUUGUAAUUAUUGUGUAAAAAUUAGACUUUUGAAUUAAUUUGAAAUUAAUUUAAAAUAUUUGUAUUUUCAUAAGGUUAAGAUUUAAGGAAUUUCGUAGUCCCUUCUCGUAGCAUCAAGAAAAUAAAAGAAAAACCAGUUAAAAUUUGAGGUAAAUUCUGUGUGUGUGUGUGUGUGUCUGGGUGUGUCUGUAUGCGUGUGCAAUGCGAAUGCGACGAUUGAUUUAGAGGCCAUAAACAAUAUAUAAAAAAAGAAAGAAAGCAAUGUGUCCCCCAAAAAGUGAUAUUAGAGCGCAACAUAUUCUCUGUUUAAAUAAUCAUUUUCUUAACCCACAAGGCAACAUAACAUUUCAGAAUAGAAUCAUUCAAGCUUCAAGUUGUAAAUAUUGUAAGAAGAAAGAAGGAAGAUGAUGUAAUAAGUAGGAGCCCCCGAUGAGUCCCCCC
Molecule: messenger RNA, 3822 nt
Organism: Drosophila obscura
Lineage: Eukaryota; Metazoa; Arthropoda; Insecta; Diptera; Drosophilidae
Gene: pnt
Product: ETS-like protein pointed
Exons: 9
Coding region: 765-3047 (760 amino acids)
Biological process (GO): regulation of transcription by RNA polymerase II; cell differentiation
Cellular component (GO): nucleus
Molecular function (GO): sequence-specific DNA binding; DNA-binding transcription factor activity, RNA polymerase II-specific
Source: RefSeq, a predicted model, not a curated record